Salpingoeca rosetta is the source of this 1021-nucleotide messenger RNA. RefSeq lists its product as uncharacterized. The transcript is spliced from 4 exons. The record is from RefSeq and is a predicted model, not a curated record. NCBI's taxonomy places the organism in Eukaryota, Choanoflagellata, Craspedida, Salpingoecidae. The coding region runs from base 297 to 623 and encodes 108 amino acids. Gene Ontology annotation, cellular component: endoplasmic reticulum.
UCUUUCCUUCUCCCUCUCACCCUCCCUCCCCCAAUGUUCCACGUCUUUCGUUUUGUCGUUUUCUUUCUUGUGUUCUGCUGACCUACCCCCAUAGUCUGCCACUGCUGACCGCCACCACACACGUACGUGCUCCUUUUGUGCGUGUGCGUGGUUCCUUUUGCUUUCAACAAAAACGUGCAUCGAAUCAUUUGUGGGAAAACGAAUGCGUGAGUGUGUGAAAAGCAAACACCACACCGCAACAACCACAACCAAACCACAGCAACCAUCCUUUCAACCCACCAGCUUACUUGCAAGCCAUGUCUGAUUUUGAUCCAUGCGCGUGCAUCACGCACAGCGCGCUCAUGCAGCGCCUCCUUCAAAUGCUUCGCAAUGCGCAGGACACAUGUACAGAUUCAGAGUGCUUUGAGGAUUUACAAGCACAGAACAAUGACGGGUUGAGUUGGACCGCGCUGCUGUUUCUAUGGGCCUUACUUGCGGCUGCCUUCUUCCUCACCAGGCCAAAGGCAUUGAGGAGUGGGCCAGACCGAGAUUGUGGGCCAGGCAGUUCGUCGUCGUCGUCGUCAUCAUCAUCGUCAAACGGGCCGCCGCCGCCGCCGCCGCCGCCGCCAGCUGGGCAGACGUGAUGCGUGUUUCAACAACCACCUCUGCCCCCCCCCCUUUCCCUCUCCCUCUUCUUCGUUACCACCUGACGUCCUAACGCUUACUAUGCUGCUCCGUACCUCGCCUGGGUACAAUUGCGCACUCGUGUUGUGCCUUUGUUCCCUGACCAUCCUUGUCGUUCUGUUCGUUGCUCCUGCUUUCCCUAACUGCCGCUGCCUUCUUGUUCCCUCUCAUCUUGCUUCGACUGGUCGCACGCCUGUAUGUGACACAUGGCGCCCUGUUAUUGCCAUCCAUGUCACAAAGCAACCAAGCAAGCGCGAGCAAGCGCGUGCUCCCCCUCCCCCUCCUCUUUGCUCAGCAUCUCUUAAAGCACGCAUCUCUCCCCGUUCGCGUCGUUGUUUGAUUGCUUGUGCUCGAAUAC